This is a messenger RNA of Seriola aureovittata, 1752 nucleotides long. It is a transcript of the gene hemgn, whose product is annotated as hemogen. The coding region runs from base 103 to 993 and encodes 296 amino acids. The transcript is spliced from 4 exons. NCBI's taxonomy places the organism in Eukaryota, Metazoa, Chordata, Actinopteri, Carangiformes, Carangidae. The record is from RefSeq and is a predicted model, not a curated record.
UCAUUUAGGGGUGGGAAUACAAAACAGUCAGAAGUUAUUUUGUCUUCUUUUCUGUGCUUGCGCGCCUUCAAUGAGUUGAAUUCAUUCAUAGUAGGACUCAGAAUGGAGGAGGCUUUGCAACAAGAGAAACAAGAGUCGGAAUAUAAAAAUCCCAAUGAGGACCAAGGUGGGAUCCGUCGCCGACUGCGAGACAGGGAUCUUCUCAGGAAGAGAAAGGCCGAAGCAGAGGAGAAGGAAACUAACCAGUGGGUUUUUGGGAUGGAGAGCCAGAGGAAAAGAUCAAGGACCGAUGAGAAGAGUGGCGCAAAGAAGAGAGGGAGGCCCAGGAAGACUGAUCCCACGCCGGAGAUAUCUGUCAUUCAGGAAGAGGCAGCAGUUGCUCAGGAAGGUCCUGCAGUAGUGGUGGUGCCUGAACCUGUGGGGAUCAUCUCAGGUCAAACAUCAGGCUCUCUGACCCCCUUACUUGUUGUGGGCAGCGAAACACUGGAGUCACAACCAGCACCUGUCCUUGCUGCCCCUACUUCUUUGCCCGUGUUUGGAUCUGCCCAAAGCUCUUUGUUUGGUCCUGUUCUGACUUCUCUAGAUCCAGUCAACCAGACUCCAGCUCUGGUUUCACCCUCAGUUCCUGCUCCAUCUCCCGCUGUUGUUGUAGAUACGGCUCCAAUCCCCGUCCAAGGUUCAGCUCCAGCUCCAGAUGCUAUUCCGGUCCCAGCUCUGUCCCAAGUCCCCGUUCCAGCUGCAGCUCCGGCUCCUCCCCAGGUUGAGACCCUCUACAAGGAGUCACAAGGCAGGGAGGCCCUAGACCAGGUCCUGAUUGAGGACUUGGGCCCAGAUGAGGAGGAAGACAUCAAUCCAUUGCAAGACCAAAGAGCCGAUGAAGAUUUGAGUGAGACACCAUCGGUCAGCGUACCCGAACAAAACAAAAUGUUCUCAAUUCCAACUUUGUCCUCUCCGCCGUUGCCACAGGAAUAUCUCCCAGGAAAUCAAUUCUAAUUUCUUCAAAUAUACUUUUCAGAUACUGCCUCAGUUAAGAACAUGCAAAGCCAGACUACUUCCCAUUCUGUCACAGUUUGUAUCUGAGUAUUAUUUUGGUUAGUGUGCCGCCUGAUGAGCGUUGAGCGUAUGCAUUGCUUAUUUGAAAAAGUGUAUGAAUUCAAACCAAACUUGUAUGCUUAUUUAUUCUUGGUUUGUGCUUCACUGCGAAGUUCAUGAAUUCUAUUUUGUACUUUGCAUUUAGUCAACAGCAAAUUUAGCCUGUUUAUAUUUAAAAGUAAAUGGUAUGAAUCACUGGUAAUGAUGUAUUUGUAAUUGUGGAUUUAUUUGAUUGAAUUUUGUAAAAGUUGUUUUUCACCGAAUACAAUACACUGCUUACAUCAUCUGACUGGUCGUUAUUAUCCAUCUCAUCCAGAGCCACACAUCUCAGUGUAUAAAUGGUAAAUGUGACGAAUAUAUGUGAUGAAUGAUCAAUUGAUUUUAUCCUUUUAUUCGCCAUGUUACAAAAUUUGUUAAGACCACAGGUUCUUCUUGUGUUUUUUGUACAGGCAGAAAUGAGCUGAAACUGUGAUUUUUUUUGUUCUUUUUCUGAGGAUGUCCUGUUGUUAACAUCCAGAAUUUGUCUAUGUUUUUACUCACAUGGGGAAAUUAGCAGGAAUGAUAAGGAUGAAUUCUACCUGAUGGAUUUAAACAUAUUUACAGCCAAAUUUUACUCUGAAUGUAAACACACCAACAAUAAAACUUUAUCUGCUCUGCUUA